Microdochium trichocladiopsis is the source of this 1757-nucleotide messenger RNA. RefSeq names its product class I glutamine amidotransferase-like protein. NCBI's taxonomy places the organism in Eukaryota, Fungi, Ascomycota, Sordariomycetes, Xylariales, Microdochiaceae. The coding region runs from base 471 to 1343 and encodes 290 amino acids. The record is from RefSeq and is a predicted model, not a curated record. The transcript has 3 exons.
CUCUUGUGGUGCCUCUUGAGCAGGAAACGAUAGCUCAGAGGGCCAGGCGAGGGGUCGGAGCUGCUGCCUCUGCCUUGUGAGGCAAUGUCUCGCACCGUCCCGCCGGGGCACUACGCAAGUCAGGUCAGGUCCCGUCUUGGUCCAUCCCCGCCUUCUCCUCCCACCUCUCCAAAUCCUCGUCAACUAUGAAAAGGUCCUGGACCCCUCUCUGACUCGGCGCUCGCACUUCCGUCUUCUCUCCUCCCUCUCCUCCUCCUCCAUUGCCUUCCCACUCAUCUACAUACCAGCCAUCCUGUACACAUCCGCCCAUCUACUGCCGUCGCGCGAGCCACAAGAACUCUAGGCUCUAGCACCUGUCCAUAACCUCUCCCCAUCGUCCAUAAGAGCACCAAUUGAGCACUUACCCUCUGGUCCUCUGUAUACCCCAUAUCCACCACACAGCCAUCACAACCCAUACACCACGUCCGACCAUGGCAACCAAGAACUCCCAAGAGGACCCUGUUGAGGUUCUCUUUGUCCUCCAGCCUCAGUUCGAUCUCCUCGACUUUGCUGGAGUCCAGGAGGUCUUGUACACGGCUCGCCACAACAAAGAUGACGAGAACACGCGUGCCUUUGAGUGCACCAUUGCCAGUGCUGAGCCCAAGAUCAUUUCCGAGCAGGGUGUGAUCAUCAACUCCCAGAUUACCUACAAGGAGGCCUACGACCACCUCAAUGACUUUGACGUCAUGGUCAUCGUCGGCGGCGAUUCCGAGAAUGUUCUCAACAAGAAGCUCGAGCCAAUGGGUCUCAUUGGCGCCUACUCUGAGCUACAGAAGCAGGAUUCCCAGCGAGAGCGUACUCUGCUCUCUGUGUGCACCGGAUCCCUCUUCCUGGCCGAAAAGGGUAUCCUCUCGGGUCUUUCAGCCACCUGCCACCCCGACUUCAUGACCAAGUUCGAGUUCCUCUGCAGCCACUCGGCUGUUCGCGACGGCGUCGAGAGAACCGACGUCAUCGAGGACUCUCGCUACGUUGUCAACAACCUCCGCUUCGACAUUGGCGACGAGGACGAAAACCCCUACAUCCGUCGCAAGUCCGACGCCGGCGCUGGUCGCCGUCCCUCCAACGCUCGCAAGGGAAGUAUCUCCUUCAAGAGCUCCAGCCAACGUCGUGAGUCCAUGACCCGCCGCGCCGCGAUGCGCCUCGGUGGUCUUCGGGUCAUCACGGCGGGGGGAGUAACUGCUGGCCUGGAUGCAGCUCUGUACCUGGUCAGCAUUCUCGUGGACGAUGAGGCCGCCAAGGAGGUGGCCCACGUCAUCCAGCACGAGUGGGUGAAGGGAACCGUCGUCGAUGGACUUGACGUCUAGACGGUCCCGUGUAUUAUUGAGGGUAGAUCAUUCGUCGCGCGGAUAGAUCUAGACCAUGUCGAAUACCUCUGUACUAUUGGCCAGCGAGCCACACAAGCAUGAAGAGCCUCUGAUGAAACGAGGCACACACCACAGCUGAAUCUGUGCGUUUCAUAUGACAGUCCAAUCCAAAUCAGUAAAAUUGUCAAAACCCAACCGAGAGAGGUCCACGAAGUCCCUGAAAGCAUAGAUGUCAAGUGUCAGCGGAGCGUUCAAAAACCAGCUAGCAUUAAAGUGGGACACUGACAGCUCCAGGCCUGGGGUUUUUGGACAGGCACGACCCACACUUGCAUACAGUGCCCAUGUCCGGUCUUUGUUCAUGCUUGCACGGUUUCCACCGUUCUAGGCCCACCCUACGAGCAGGUUUGAUUGGCU